This is a messenger RNA of Camellia sinensis, 803 nucleotides long. Lineage: Eukaryota; Viridiplantae; Streptophyta; Magnoliopsida; Ericales; Theaceae. The record is from RefSeq and is a predicted model, not a curated record.
AUGAUAUAUAUUUUCAGGGCCUCUCUCUAUCUCUCUCUCUCUCUCUCUCUCUCUCUUCCCCUCUUCUCUUCACCUAUGGUGGAUCUCUCUCAUCACCCAUAAUCUUCUUCUUCAAGGUGUUGUAGUACAGAGAAAGAGAUGGGUGUUAUGUUCACCAUCCAUAAUCUUCUUCAACAUCAGUUUACUGCCUUAACAACUCUGCGACUGUCCACCAUCAUUGAAAAGGAAGAUCAGCAAACAGCAAAAAUCCAAUGUAGCAUCGACACCCACCCUCACUCUUCGCUACCGACGCUGAAUUCCCCAAAUCAGAGGUUAUGGCAUAAACAAGAUCAAUUGCUGGUUAAAGCCAAACAAAAACAAGAGAACUGCUGAUCUCUCCACUCAUGUAUCUGAACCUUGCAAGAAAAACUUGUUUUUGCAAAGUUUAUUCAAAGAGGAGCAGGAGAAAUCAUAUAUGACAAAUGGUAACAACAACGGGAAGCAUGCUUUUCAUAGUGACAUUCAAGACAAGGAUAUAGUUGAAGCUCUAGAAAAUGAGGUUAAAUAUUGGACAGACUUUUCAAAAGUUCACUAUCAUCCCCAGAGUCUAUACGAAUAUAAUGGUUUUCGUAUGAUUCUCUAUUUUGUAUAGAAUUGUUAUUUUAGAUUGGAAUAUAUUUAGUUUGUAUGAAAUUUGACAUUAAAAGUUAUUCCUUUUUGGAUGGUUGGAAGUGAAAUGGAUGUAAAUUACGAAAUGAUUGAUAAUAUUUAUUGUUUUGUUUAUAUAUAUGGUAUAGGUUGCACGGAAUACGUACAGGUUAUGG